Motacilla alba alba is the source of this 2219-nucleotide messenger RNA. It is a transcript of the gene IL13RA2, whose product is annotated as interleukin 13 receptor subunit alpha 2. Gene Ontology annotation, cellular component: external side of plasma membrane. NCBI's taxonomy places the organism in Eukaryota, Metazoa, Chordata, Aves, Passeriformes, Motacillidae. The coding region runs from base 777 to 1919 and encodes 380 amino acids. Gene Ontology annotation, molecular function: protein binding; cytokine receptor activity. The record is from RefSeq and is a predicted model, not a curated record. The transcript is spliced from 11 exons. Gene Ontology annotation, biological process: cytokine-mediated signaling pathway.
UCAUCUGACUGUGGACAUCUGUGCCCAGCUGAGAUGCUGAUGUUAGUCCAGGAUGUGCAGAACUGCAGCAGUCACUAUGUCACAGGUGAUGGGGGCUGGGAGACCUGAAACCAGCCAGGAUUGCCAAGGUUUUCCCGUCUGCUGGAUACAGAGCCCCCAGCCAGAGCCCCUCCCUGCUGGGCUCUACCUGUGGCACUGUCCCCACGGUGUCCCACAGCCAGGCAGGGCUCUUCAGGUCACACUAAGCAAGGUUUCCCCAACAUGCUGCAUCCUGCGAAGGGAAAGUCCCUCACACAUGGUUGUGGGGCCACAAGCCGCACGUGCAGGGAGCUGUGCUGCUGGGAGGGGAUGCUGAGCCUGACGUCUGCCAGCUCUCCGUGCCUGCCCUAUUUCUUCAUGUGCAUCCUACGCACAGAGCACUCCCAGGCUGCCCUGUCAGAUGCAGCUGAUCAAAGCUUACUCUCUAGAAACAGGAAUGUACACAGGACUUUUUUUUUUCAUUUCACUCUUCCAGCUUUCUUUUUUUUAAGAGAUAAUAAGUAUUUUGUCUAACACGUUACCUGGCUUAAAGGAAAAUCCCAAAGUGUGAUGCAGAGCCCAAGUUUCCCAUUGCUGCAUGGUAGCUGUGGGUGCUGAGGAGGAAGCAGCUGUGCCAGACUCUGACCUGGGAUUUCACCUGCUUAAGCCAGGCUUGUGUGGGCAAUAUAAACCCCUCAGAGCCCUGCUGCAGGACUACUCUUCUGCCCAGCACCUGCCCAGUGGCACCCUGACCCCUGAUGGCUCCCUGGAGGCUUCCCGUGCUCGCCGUGGCUCUGGGGUGGGGCUGGCUGCUGGCCUCCUCCUCCUCCCCCAGCACAGUUGCUCCCCCACGAGACCUUCGGAUCACUGACCCCGGGCUCCUGGGCUCUCUGGAUGUGGAGUGGAAGCCCCCGCCCCAUGCCCAGACCUUCCAGGAGUGCACAGUAAAAUACAAGUUUGAAUAUCACAGCACUGGGGAUAGAGACUGGAAGGUUAUUUUUACUAGGAAGCUAAAACUCAGAGUUGGAUUUGACCUCAGCAGGACUGCUGAAGUGAGGCUGCAGACACUGCUCAAAGGACAGUGUACAGGUGACGUGGAGGUGCAGAGUGACUGGAUUUACGCAACCUUUCAGAUCCCACCACAAGGAAAACUUGAAUCAGAGGUCCAGAAUUUCAACUGCAUCUACCAUGACUGGGAAUACCUGAAGUGCACCUGGCAGCCAGGUCUCCUCACACCUCGUGGUGUCCAUUAUGGGCUAUAUUAUUGGUACGAGGGGCUGGAGCAGGCGAUGCAGUGUGACUACUACAUCCAGGAGCAUGGCCUGAACCUCGGCUGCGUGCUGCACAACCUCAGCCAGGCAGAGUACCGGGAUCUCCACGUUUGUGUCAAUGGCUCAGCAGCAGCCACUCAGCUCCGGCCACUGUACACCACUCUGCGCCUUCACAACCUCGCACAGCCCUCGGCCCCGGAGCAGCUGGUGCUGUCCGUGCCUGCAGCCCAGGAGCUGCGGGCCGCCUGGAGCCCCCCGGGCGGGCGGGUGCCGCCGCACUGCCUGGAGUACGAGGUGCAGGUGGCAGAAGAUGCGGGUCAAGCCACGGCUGCCUGGGAGUUUGUUUCGACACAAAUGGAAACUGCUGUAACAAUUUCCAGAGCAAAUCAAAGCCACGUUUCAUGUGUUCGUGUCAGGGGGAGAACAAACAUUUUUUGUGCGGACCAAGGCUUUUGGAGUGAAUGGACACAGGAUUGUUUCUCUGUGCCCAGAAAAGAGGACAAGCAGCUAUUUAUUCUCAUUCCAGUCAUCCUGAGUUUGUCAAUUAGCCUCAUAAUAUUUAUGUUGAUUGGCCAGUGCAAGAAAAGAUCCCCAGCAGGAAAGCCAUUGCACACAUCUCUGGGAUUCUAACUGCCUGUGCCUCUGUACUGCUCGUCUUUGGUGGGCUGCUCAUGGAACCAUCCCAAGGAGAGCCCAGGAGCCCUGAGCUUUCUGCAGCCCAGGCGGGUCUUCCCUGCCUGCUGCCACUUGUGGAGGAAGUUGUUGCAAUCCCAGUCCUUAACGGGCCCAGGAAAACUGGAGGAGCUUAAACUGACUGCAGGAAAACUGGAAGAGAUCUAACCUGACUCUGAAGCAAGGUGUUUCUGAUAACAGGACAAGGGAGAAAAAGAGGCAGUGGAAACUGCCAUGAAUAAAGAUAACGUGUUGUUC